AUGGGUCCUACAACSUCAAUUGUUGUACAACAUCAUGGCUUCGCUGUUGGCAUCAACUUUUACAGUGGAUUUCUGCUAUUGUGRGCCUUGAACCAUCUGUCUGACUUUGUUGUUCACACAGGAGAGAGAAGUGACUACCGUGGGGAGCCUCAACAACAUCAUGAUGCUGAUGAGGMAGAGAAGAGUCUCCCCAGAUCAAAACACCUCAAGAAACACCAGCGGAGACCCACAGGGAASAAAUCUCAUUGCUGCUCUGACUGUGGGAAGAGAUUCACCWCCUCAGCAGGCAUCAAAAUUCAUCAGAGAAUCCACACAGGAGAGAAACCUUAUAUCUGUGGUCAAUGUGGGAAGAGUUUUACUCAGUCAACCAGCCUGAUAUCACACCAGAGAAUACACACCGGAGAGAAACCUUAYAGCUGURMUCAAUGUGAGAAGAGUUUUACUCAUUCAACCAGCCUGAUAUCACACCAGAGAACACACACAGGGGAGAAACCUUACAGCUGUGAUCAAUGUGGGAAGAGUUGUAGUCACUUAUGCAACCUUUUAUCACACCAGAGAAYACACACAGGAGAGAAAUCKUAUAGCUGUAAUCAAUGUGGGAAGAGUUUUACUCACUUAAGCAACCUGGUAUCACACCAGAGAACACACACAGGAGAGAAACCUUAUAGCUGUGAUCAAUGUGGGAAGAGUUUAACUUCAUCUAGCAGUCUUAUUGUACACCAGAGAACACACACAGGAGAGAAACCUUACAGCUGUGAUCAAUGUGACAAGAGAUACUCUGAUAAAAGAUCUCUGAUCAAACAUCAGAAAAUACAUACAUGA
Molecule: messenger RNA, 822 nt
Organism: Salvelinus sp. IW2-2015
Lineage: Eukaryota; Metazoa; Chordata; Actinopteri; Salmoniformes; Salmonidae
Product: zinc finger protein 180-like
Biological process (GO): regulation of transcription by RNA polymerase II
Molecular function (GO): RNA polymerase II cis-regulatory region sequence-specific DNA binding; DNA-binding transcription factor activity, RNA polymerase II-specific
Source: RefSeq, a predicted model, not a curated record